GGCACGGAAGCUAGUGCGCGGGGAUCUGCUGGUCUCAGCGGGGGCCUGAUGCAGCAUCUGCUUAAAUCACGAAGAAACCCCACACAGGAAGAGCUAGUGCCGCAGGUGCUUGUACUAGAACUAGGUCCUGUUGGACCGAAAAGGCUAAGAGAUGCAGAGUGACCAUUGUCUCUGGGAUGCCAAGCUUAUUGAGUGUGUGCAAAUUUGCACUGGCAAAGGCAUGAGUGAAGGUUCGUUUUGGCGAUGGAGCUUGUGGCGCCUGCGGGCUGUCCUUGUGGAGGUUAGCGUCAAUGGCAGCGACGGUGUAGAGCACGCAGCAGUUACCUCAAGCGCACUGGUAUUACCAGGUGCUCGCGGCUCCUACGUACGCAGCGCACCCGGACGAGACGACUCUUUUGUCGAUGCAGUAGUAAAGGCUCGUGACAGAGCGUCGUGGGCCGUGGUUACGCGCUACAUUGACUCCAGGCGGUACGCUUCGGUCGAUGGAGCGCGCGCUGGCGCUAUUCGUGUGUUACGAGGGACCCGCUCUGGUAGGCAGCAAGAUAGGCCAAGCAGAUAGCGCGUCGGGGGCUACUAAUUGGUGCACGGUCUUGCUUUUGCCUAGUCAAAAUCAAAAUUGAUCUCGGGUGAUAGCUUUCUUUUUUCCAAGAAAACAAAGGUAAACGGACGCUGACGAUUCUCUGCUCCACGGACGGCAAGCAUUGCAUUUUUUCCCCGCUAACUGCUCUCUUAGCACCAG
Molecule: messenger RNA, 739 nt
Organism: Amoebophrya sp. A25
Lineage: Eukaryota; Dinophyceae; Syndiniales; Amoebophryaceae
Source: the annotation of a GenBank genome assembly